Durio zibethinus is the source of this 924-nucleotide messenger RNA. Its product is annotated as peptidyl-prolyl cis-trans isomerase Pin1. Gene Ontology annotation, cellular component: nucleus; cytosol. Gene Ontology annotation, molecular function: peptidyl-prolyl cis-trans isomerase activity. Lineage: Eukaryota; Viridiplantae; Streptophyta; Magnoliopsida; Malvales; Malvaceae. The record is from RefSeq and is a predicted model, not a curated record.
AUUGAAUUUUUAUAUUCUUAGAUAAUUAAACUGAAUUUUAGGACCAAUGAAAGAAAGCCACGUCAUAAUAAAAUAGCCGACUUUCUCUCUUCCUUAAUACUUGAAAAACCCCUCAGCUUCGGCUUCACUAGAACAACUGUUUGUUUGUUUUGUUUUUUUUUUUUUUUUUUUAUAAUUCUUUUGCGGUUUCUCAAAAGCUGCGAAGAUAGAUUCGGAUCGUAAGAGGAAGAAAACUUCGAUCUCAUCCGCAGAUCGAACGGCGGCGGCGGCGGAGAGACAUAAAGACAAAAACCACCACCAUCACCACAAGAAGAAGAGCAAGAUGUCAUCGUCAACGGCGGCCAAUCAAGUGAGGGCAUCUCACAUACUGAUCAAGCACCAAGGCUCACGCCGCAAGGCUUCUUGGAAGGAUCCAGAUGGCCGCGUCAUCUCCAACACCACCCGAGACACCGCUGUCUCUCAGCUCAAAGCCCUUCGUAACGACAUCGUUUCGGGCAAGGCUAAGUUCGACGAGGUUGCCUCCCGCUACUCCGAUUGCAGCUCCGCUAAACGCGGCGGCGAUCUCGGUCCUUUUGGUCGAGGCCAGAUGCAAAAGCCAUUCGAGGAGGCAACAUAUGGUCUUAAGGUUGGUGAGAUAAGUGACAUUGUGGAUACUGAUAGCGGGGUUCACAUCAUCAUGAGAACCGGUUGAUUAGGGUGAUGAUGCAUGGAUGUAUCGAGCAAUUAGUUCAGUGUUUUGGGAAAAUUUGUCCAAGAAUAUUCUGAAAUUACUUUCAACAGCCUAUGGCUAAUUUUACUGAGUGCUAUUUUACACUUAACAAUGACCUUUUAAAUGCUCGGGACUAGUUGGUGUCUGAGGCAUUUGAUUUUGGAACCAUUUUGGUUGUGAUGUGACAUUGUCUGCUUGGUUUAUAAUAAAAGCCU